Messenger RNA from Propithecus coquereli (Coquerel's sifaka), 1733 nucleotides. It is a transcript of the gene STOM, whose product is annotated as stomatin. The record is from RefSeq and is a predicted model, not a curated record. The coding region runs from base 36 to 887 and encodes 283 amino acids. NCBI's taxonomy places the organism in Eukaryota, Metazoa, Chordata, Mammalia, Primates, Indriidae. Gene Ontology annotation, cellular component: plasma membrane. The transcript is spliced from 7 exons.
GCCCUCGCUGACAGCCCGACUCCGGCUCCGGCAGCAUGGCUGAGAAACGUCACACAAUGGACACCGAAGCCCGGCGGGCCCCCAGCUCUUUCAAUGAGAGUUGUACGGGCCUUGGACCUUGUGGAUGGCUUUUGGUGAUUUUCUCAUUCUUAUUCACAGUUGUAACUUUCCCAAUAUCAAUAUGGAUGUGCAUAAAGAUCAUAAAAGAGUAUGAAAGAGCCAUCAUCUUUAGAUUGGGUCGCAUUUUACAAGGAGGAGCCAAAGGACCUGGUUUGUUUUUCAUUCUGCCGUGUACUGACAGCUUCAUCAAAGUGGACAUGAGAACUGUUUCAUUCGAUAUUCCUCCUCAGGAGAUCCUCACCAAGGAUUCAGUGACAGUUAGCGUAGAUGGUGUGGUCUAUUACCGCGUUCAGAAUGCAACCCUGGCUGUGGCAAAUAUCACCAACGCUGACUCAGCAACCCGUCUGUUGGCACAAACUACCUUGAGGAACGUUUUGGGCACCAAGAACCUCUCUCAGAUCCUCUCUGACAGAGAAGAAAUUGCACACAACAUGCAGUGUACUCUGGACGACGCCACCGAUGACUGGGGAAUAAAGGUGGAGCGUGUGGAAAUUAAGGACGUGAAACUACCUGUGCAGCUCCAGAGAGCUAUGGCUGCAGAAGCAGAAGCAUCCCGGGAGGCCAGAGCUAAGGUCAUUGCAGCUGAAGGAGAAAUGAAUGCAUCCAGGGCUCUGAAAGAAGCCUCCAUGGUCAUCACUGAAUCUCCUGCAGCCCUUCAGCUCCGAUACCUUCAGACACUGACCACCAUCGCGGCUGAGAAAAACUCGACGAUUGUCUUCCCUCUGCCCAUAGAUAUGUUGCAAGGCAUCAUAGGGGCGAAACACUGAGCCAUACGGGCCAGCACAGAGAUGAGCUCUACCCUUCCAGGGAUGAAGUGGGGGACCAAAGUAGCCUUUAAUUCAUAAGGAGGGGGUAGGGCAGGGAACCUCGCAUAUUCUCCCUCCCUUUCCCUUUCCAUAUGUCACGUGGUGUUCUUAGAAUGUAUAGUAACCAUGGAAACAGAUGAAGGCAUCGUUAGCUUGUAAAUACUGAAAGAGGGAGAGAGAGAUUGGUGAUUUAUGUAAGUAAUCUCUUACUCUUUAGAAUAAUUAAAUGUUUGUAUUUUUAGAUUAUUAUGUAGUAGGUUAAAUCCUACUUCAUUUGACUUCCAUUGAGUCAUUCUGAACCCUCUAGGCAGCCAGGCCAGAGGCAAGAACGUAGACUCUAACUGCCGCCUGACACCCCUGGCUAGAUAAAUGCUUUGCAGAAAGUGAUGACCUUAUGCUACAACCAGCUUCUCUGGGUCACAUGUGCCUUACCUCCAGGGAGUCUUAACUAAGGAAAUUUGCCUAAUAUCCAUUUACUUUUUAAACACAAUGUUUCAGAAUAAUCCUCACUUGAGAGUAGGCCUUUUCUUGCCUCCUGUCAGAAUUAGAAGAAAUGGUCAAGAUUGAUGAAAAAGAUUACCUUAGCCUUUUGAAGAUUUUUCAAUUCUAUUAUAGUGCUCCUUUUUAAAAUAAUAUCUUCAUCUUUUUUAACUUCUUUGAGCCUUCUUUAUGAGCAAAUGAUUCCUCUGUGGUCUUUCAAACCAGCCAAAUAUUUGUCGCAAAGUGCUUUUUUCUCACUUUUGCCUAUUUUCAUAUAUCAGGUUUUAAAUAGUUUUAAUUUUUUAAUAAAAUUUUCUCAAAGUUCUA